Messenger RNA from Dovyalis caffra, 945 nucleotides. The record is from the annotation of a GenBank genome assembly. Lineage: Eukaryota; Viridiplantae; Streptophyta; Magnoliopsida; Malpighiales; Salicaceae.
AUGGGGAGCUCAUCGAAGGACGAUUCUGGCAGCGACGCCGAGGCUUCAAGCGGCGACAAAACUCCUUCUAAUUCCAGUCUGUUCUCCGAAGGCGAACGCGUUCAAAAAGCUGAACUCCGUAAGAAGGAAUGGAGAUACUUUGUUCACUACCUUGUCAGAGUGGAACAUUGCGAGAAAUCAUUACUGUGGGUUGGACAUAUUGCCAACAGUUGGGACGAAUGGGUAGGCAUGGACCGACUAAUGAAACAUACUCCAGACAAUGUCUCGAAGCAGCAAGCCCUGGAGAAAAAACAAGGAGUAGACAAGAGUUCGAAGCCUGGACGUUCUUCUCAAACAAAGCCAAAAAACUCUACUGAUUCAAAGACGGACAAGGAAGAUCCUAAAAGCAAUGUGUCGAAAGGGAAGAAGCGUAAAAGUGAUUCAGGCAUUGAGAAGGAUAAUUUGCCUGUAGAAAAGCUUGUCAAGAUCCAAAUUCCAUCAACACUAAAAAAGCAACUUGUUGAUGAUUGGGAAUUUGUCACCCAGCAGGAUAAGCUUGUUAAACUUCCCCGAUCCCCAAAUGUGGAUGAUAUCUUGACAAAGUACCUAGAAUAUAUGUCAAAGAAGGAUGGCAUGAUAACUGAUUCUAUUGGAGAAAUUUUGAAAGGCAUGCGGUGUUAUUUUGACAAAGCAUUGCCUGUGAUGCUCCUAUACAAAAAAGAGCGUCAGCAAUAUCAUGAUACUGUCAAAAACGAUGUCUCUCCAUCGACUAUAUAUGGUGCUGAACAUUUACUGCGGCUCUUUGUUAAAUUACCAGAGCUCUUGGCCUAUGUGAACAUUGAAGAGGAGACAUCAACCCGCUUGCAGCAGAAAUUACUUGACUUUCUCAAAUUGGAUGAAAUGGAGCGGGAAGCUCAUAACCAUGCUCAACUUGCCAGGACAAGUAACGAUUGUACACUUGCAUAA